Messenger RNA from Camelina sativa (false flax), 1578 nucleotides. RefSeq lists its product as uncharacterized. The record is from RefSeq and is a predicted model, not a curated record. NCBI's taxonomy places the organism in Eukaryota, Viridiplantae, Streptophyta, Magnoliopsida, Brassicales, Brassicaceae. Gene Ontology annotation, biological process: shoot system development; root development.
GUUCUUUGAAGCCGGACACAUUUAGUUUAGAUCCCUUUAACCAAAAUUAUAUUUUACCCUGACACCCAAAAAAAAACAGUUGGUAUAGAAAACAAACGAACAAGAAACUGAUUUUAAAUAUUAAGCUUGCAAGAGAUGUCUAAGAAGAAGACAAAGAGGAACAUGAGUUACAAGAGUCACUGGCCAUAACUGAUGAUAUUAUUCAUGUUAGAAACAAACAGAUCAGAUUAGUGACCCAUGUUCUUCUCACAUGUUCCCACAUCGUUUACCCGAGAAUUCCUCUGUUCUUGCGCUUCUCUGCAAUAUAUAUAUAGAAACCCUCAAGAACCCUAUAAUAGAGCAUCUCAAUCCAAUUUAGAGUUCUGAAAAAGAAAACUAAAAUUCAUGGAAAGUUUAGAUUCCGUCUUCAUGUCUGCUCAAACUACACACCAACCAGUCCGAUCUGUGAGUCUUCCUUCAAGAAUCCAUCCACUCUCUGUUAAACUCAGAGCAGCCUUGAACCGGCUCAGCAUCUGGCGGAGGUCUUCUUCCUCAAUCUCGGUUUCCGCUUCUUUUGGGUACGAGACUCUUCUCGUUGGACUCGUGAACCUAACGGAGUUCUACGGUUGCGUGCAUGAGCUACUUGAGUCCUCUUACGUGAAACACACUCUUCUUCAUCACCAGGAAGGAAAACUUCUAGCAGAUUCUUUAGAUGGAUCUGUUGUGUUGCUCGACGUGUGUGAGGCCACAAGGGAGGUGAUUGUCGUGAUGAGAGAACACGUGGCGAAUCUCAAAUCUGCCGUUCGUAGGAAAGGUGGCGUUGUAGAGAAGGAAGUUAAAGCAUACGUUAACUUCCGUAAGAAGGCAAAGAAACAAAUCUCUAAACACAUCAAUGCACUUAAGAAAAUGGAAUCCAAAGGUAUUCCAACCAACAUAGAUCAAGAUUCAGCGAUACCACCCACGAGUGUUCUGAGAGAGACAAUCGAAAUCACUGUCUCGAUUUUCAGACAUCUUUUGUUGUUCUUAUCAGCAAUACCGCCACCACCAUCGCCGGCAAAAAAAAUCAAGUCUACCAUCGGAUUUUUGUCGAUUCCUUUUGUAUCUUCAUCAUUGUCAGAUAAAUCUAUGGAUCUGAUAAAGGAAAUGAAGAGUCUUGAUGAUGUCUUUCUAGGAAGAAACUUUGUCGAAGUCGAGACAAUGCAGAACGAGAAGAUGAGGAGAGAUGUUGUUGAAGAUGGUUUUCGUGAUCUGGAGGCAGAACUGGACUCUGUUUCCAAGUGUUUAGUUAAGAACAGGGUUUUGUUCCUUAACAUCCUCAGUAACUGUUGAGACUAAGCUUUUUUUGUCAACAGAUGUACAACUUUUUCCUCAAAUUGUCGUUAAAUAAAGACUACUCUUAAAUAAAAGUGAAAAGUAAGAACAAGGAAACCAGAAUCUCAAGGGUAAUAGACAAGAAAUUCGAUUUGUCUCUGUGUACAAUGAGGUUCUCAAGCUAAAAAGUCUCUGUCUGUCUUGAGUAACACAACUGAUUCACUUUUAACCAACCAAGUUGGGAUACUAAAUCUGAGAAUUGAGUUCCACGGGAGAAGAUAUAGGUAG